Maudiozyma barnettii is the source of this 564-nucleotide messenger RNA. It is a transcript of the gene IRC25, whose product is annotated as Irc25p. Lineage: Eukaryota; Fungi; Ascomycota; Saccharomycetes; Saccharomycetales; Saccharomycetaceae. The record is from RefSeq and is a predicted model, not a curated record. The transcript has a single exon. Bases 1 to 564 code for a protein of 187 amino acids.
AUGUCAGAUUAUACAGUGAGUGCAAUAUUUGAUAAUGAUCAUGGUUCUUUGAGUGGGUUACCAUUGGAUAUUAGUAGCAUCCAUUUUUCAAAUCAAAUAUUAUUACAAAUCAGAUUAAAUGGAGAAAUGGAUUCUACCUACGAGGUUACGAGAAGGGGAUUGAAUACUUUAGAUCAGGGAGUAAGCCGACCAAUUGCCGGGUUUGCUACCUUACUACCGGAGGAACAAGAUGAUGAUGAUGAUGACUAUUCUUAUAAUGCAGACGUAAUGAGAGAUAAUUUGGCAGAUUUUCAAGUCCUUACAAAACUUGGAGAUUCCACAGAUCAUAAAAUGCCUGUGAUAUGUACACAAAUUGGCGAAUUAUAUCAAUCUGUUAUAAUGCCAAUGUUAAGAAAGAACGGUAAAAAUAAUGAAUUAGCAUGUGACGGAUCUAGUUUACUUAUUACAAUGAGUACUAAAAUCUUUCGUCAAACAAUAAAACUGGAUCAAGAUUCUGGUAAUGAUCUUGACUUUGCGAAGUUAGUGUUCAUUCUUAAAACGAUUAAAGAAAUGUAUAUUUCUUAA